Schistocerca cancellata (South American locust) is the source of this 1994-nucleotide messenger RNA. Its product is annotated as E3 ubiquitin-protein ligase MARCHF5. The record is from RefSeq and is a predicted model, not a curated record. The coding region runs from base 456 to 1364 and encodes 302 amino acids. Gene Ontology annotation, molecular function: zinc ion binding. The transcript is spliced from 8 exons. NCBI's taxonomy places the organism in Eukaryota, Metazoa, Arthropoda, Insecta, Orthoptera, Acrididae.
UGUAAAAUCAGUCUUGUUACACCAUAUCGAAAUCAGUAAAUGAUCACAGAUGUAUUUGUUUGCAACAAUCAUUCCAAAGAUAUUCGUAAGUGUUUGCUAAAAGCCGCUGAGCAGUGUUGUGUGUGGGACCUGGGAAGAUCAUUUAAUUGCUGGAAUGUAGACACAUGUGUCAGCACAACAAAAUUUCGUUCGUAACGUGAGAUAAGUGUGUAACGACUGCUGGUGAUCCAUUCGUUUGAUACGCAAACAACAUAAAACCCACAUGUUCCAGUACAAAGUCUUAUUAAGGUGAUAAAUAAAUAUGAACUACAUUGUGAGAAAAUCUGCCUCACGACGUUUAAUCUACACUUUAUUUCAUAUAUGAAGCUGUGGAUCUCUCAAAGUUCUCAAGGAAUUGUCAAAUAUUUUUUUAUCUCUUAUCAGAAACUGAUAUGUUGGAAUCGUGACAAAGUGAGAUGGCAGGAAGAGAACGGGAGGAAAGUUCCAAUCAGCUAGUAGGUGCGACGUCCAGGUUAGAUGAAGAAAGGAGGACGUGUUGGGUUUGCUUUGCCACUGAUGAUGAUGACAGUGAAGCAGAGUGGGUACAUCCUUGCAAUUGUCGUGGUACAACUAAGUGGGUUCAUCAGUCCUGCAUACAACGAUGGGUAGAUGAGAAACAAAAAGGAAAUCCUUCCGGCCGUGUAACUUGUCCACAGUGUGGAACAGAAUACAUAAUUUUAAUUCCUAAUGUGGGUACAGUGGUGUUUAUACUAGACACACUUGAUAGUAUUGUCAUAAAAGUGUGCCCUUUCAUGGCUGCUGGCAUUGUUGUUGGAUCCAUAUAUUGGACAGCAGUGACAUAUGGCGCAGUGACGAUCAUGCAGGUGGUAGGUCAGGAUGAAGGUAUGUCUGUAAUGGAAAAGGCAGACCCUUUUGUGCUGCUUUUUGGACUGCCUAUGAUACCUAUGGUAUUAAUUGUUGGAAAAACUCUUCACUGGGAGGAUGCUGUCCUAAAUUUUUUGCGACGACAUUCGUACAAAUUACCUCUUCUUAAAUACAUUCUUCCAUCAGGGCCUUCAGAGGGAACACGGAGCAGUGUAGAAUUUCCUCCCAUGAAUGAUCCCGUUUCUGCAACACGGGUGCUUUGUGGAGCCCUUUUGUUGCCAACUGUGGCAUCAUUAGUUGGAAACAUUUUCUUCGAAACUGUAGAGUCAAAUAUUCAUCGAACAUUGUUGGGUGGAUUGGCAUUCGUCGCUGUCAAAGGUGUGUUAAGAAUAUACCAUAAACAAAAACAGUAUGUUCGACAAACACGUCGCAGAAUAUUGGAUUACACGGAAGCGAAUCGUAACGCUGUCAGAAGGGAAGCAGGAGCAGCUAAUCACUGAAGUCACUGUCAGGUUAUUGACUGAGAAUUGGCAGUUCCUUGCUGUUUGCAUAUUGUUGCAAAUUAAAAUUUCAAGUAACUGGUGUGAAACUUGCAGAGUGUGAGCCAGGUGAUGAAUCGAAUAACAAAAUUGUCCAUGAUAAAGUGUUUAGUGAUAACUUUGUUUACAAUUGUUACUGUAAAAUAAAUUAAAAUAUAUGAAACCUGUGUAUCAUUCACUUGCUUUCAUAGAUAUUUUUGUGUCAGGAGCACUACAACCAAAAGCAAUCAGCAUUGUUUGUUUGGAAAUUUGCACCUAUGAUUAUUUUGUGGGCUUGUAAACUUUAGUGACUACUGUUUUCUUUAUACUUUUAUCUUUUUUGAAAAGAGGAUUUGGUUUAUGUUUGUUUUGUUGACCCAACAAAUUUGUAAUAUUCUUGUGGAGUAUCUUAAUUACACAUCUCCUAAAUCAAGUUUCCAAAAUUUUAGUACCCAUUGUUAUUUGCAGAUACUUAACAAAUAUUGAUGUUUGAUCCUUGUUGGAGAAUACUCAGUAUCUUUUUAAGUUUUGUUGUUUCCUUAUGGGACUGAAAAUUUGUAACCGGUUUUGGUUAAUCUGUGUGGUUAUUGGAUUAAAAACCCUGCAUUAAAA